Panicum hallii is the source of this 1245-nucleotide messenger RNA. Its product is annotated as probable protein kinase At2g41970. Gene Ontology annotation, molecular function: protein tyrosine kinase activity; ATP binding. NCBI's taxonomy places the organism in Eukaryota, Viridiplantae, Streptophyta, Magnoliopsida, Poales, Poaceae. The record is from RefSeq and is a predicted model, not a curated record. The transcript has 5 exons. Bases 1 to 1044 code for a protein of 347 amino acids. Gene Ontology annotation, biological process: protein phosphorylation.
AUGCCAGCAACAUCAGCGCAGCCGCGCGCGCAGGCCGCACCCCAGCCGAGAGGGCCGAACAUGCCUCGGGCCGGCGGCGGCGCGUCCGCGGCCAAGGUGCUGCCCAUCGACGUCCCGGCGUUCCCGCUGGCGGAGCUGAACCGCCUCACGGGCAACUUCGGGGACAGGGCGCUUGUCGGUGAAGGCUCCUACGGCCGCGUCUACCGCGCCAGGCUCGGCACCGGGGAGGUGGUCGCCGUCAAGAUGUUCGACAACGGCAGCUCCUCCGGCCAGUCGGAGGCCGAGUUCUGCGAGCAGCUGUCCAUGGUGUCCCGGCUCAAGUGCGAGCACUUCACCCAGCUGCUGGGCUACUGCCUGGAGCUCAACAACCGGAUCGUGCUCUACCAGUUCGCCACCAUGGGCUCCCUCUACGACAUACUCCACGGGAAGAAGGGGGUGCAGGGUGCGGAGCCCGGGCCGGUGCUGACGUGGAGCCAGCGCGCCCGGAUCGCGUACGGCGCGGCGCGGGGCCUGGAGCACCUCCACGAGAAGGCGCGGCCACCCAUCGUGCACCGCGACGUGCGCUCCAGCAACGUGCUCGUCUUCGACGGCCACGACGCCAAGAUCGGCGACUUCAACCUCACCAACCAGUCCCCCGACUCCGCCGCGCGCCUGCACUCCACCAAGGUGCUCGGCACGUUCGGCUACCACGCGCCCGAGUACGCCAUGACGGGCCAGCUCACGCAGAAGAGCGACGUGUACAGCUUCGGCGUCGUGCUGCUGGAGCUCCUCACCGGGAGGAAGCCCGUGGAUCACACCAUGCCCAAGGGGCAGCAGAGCCUCGUCACCUGGGCCACUCCAAGGCUGAGCGAGGACAAGGUGAAGCAGUGCGUGGACCCCAAGCUGAAGGACGACUACCCGCCGAAAGCCGUGGCCAAGCUCGCGGCGGUGGCGGCGCUGUGCGUCCAGUACGAGGCCGACUUCAGGCCCAACAUGACCAUCGUCGUCAAGGCCCUGCAGCCCCUCGUGAACGCCCGGCCUGGAGGUGGAGGGGAUCUCCAGUAGAUAGAUAGAGAGAGUGGAUGUCAGUCACCCUGCGCUACUGUAAUCGAGCAAGUUUUUGAACUUUUAUAAUUCGUUCAUGUUCACGGAACCGUAGUAAAAUUGUUGUCACGAGAAGGGCCUGAUUGGCCAAUCUAAGAGAGUGUGAACGUACCAUUACUUGUAAAAUCUGGAAAUAAUUAAUCGCAAAUUCGCGCAUCAAGA